This is a messenger RNA of Laccaria bicolor S238N-H82, 893 nucleotides long. RefSeq lists its product as uncharacterized. NCBI's taxonomy places the organism in Eukaryota, Fungi, Basidiomycota, Agaricomycetes, Agaricales, Hydnangiaceae. The transcript is spliced from 5 exons. Bases 40 to 741 code for a protein of 233 amino acids. The record is from RefSeq and is a predicted model, not a curated record.
UUUGAUGUGCACAGAACGCUGACGAAGCCAUAUAACAGGAUGUCGUACAAAGCUGGAAUAGACGCUGAGGCGGCUGAGAAAAUCACUACAGAUUCGGAAGUGGAGAGGGAAGGCGAAGGCAAUUCUGGUAAUAGAAUAGCAAUUUCUGCAUAUCACAUGGCCGCUGCACAGGCCAAGGACCCAAGCGCUCUCAGAGCCAUUUGCCAGGAACUCCAAGCUGACAAGCCUUAUGGCGUAGCGCAAGAAACCAUCGGCUACCUCUACUACUUGCGUUUCAUGGCCACUUCCGAGAGUUGGGCUUUGGACAAAGCGCUCGUUCAUAUGCAGGCCGCCGUCAACGAUGCCGAUGAUGAACACCCAGACCUCCCACGCCGACAACAAUCUUUGGCUGUCGUAAAGGGGAUUUACAUAUUUUGUUUAAGCCGGUUCGAGGCAGAAGCUGAUAUACGCUGGAGGAAGCUCGACGCUUUACAACAAGAGACGACGCUGAAAAAGGUCAUUGAUAGCCUGAAUCUCGAACAAGACCCUGAAACCUCCGACGAAUUGAAUGUGUGCAUUCAAUUUGUUACGCUUCUCUGUGAAGAGAUUCGGUCGCUAUUCUCCCCCCCGAGAAGGAAGAGGGUUGAACGUCGCCUACUUAAGACAGCGGUGUUGAGGUCAGCGGCUCAGGCUGGGGACCUCCCUGUUUCCUGCACAGCGGACUUAGGCACUGCACUGCCAACCGAAAAAUGCAAUACUUAGCCGAACGGUCAUCUUUGAAUGUGCAAUCGCCAUCCUCCAUUGUUCCAGUUCAAUUAGGCAUUCAGACCUGAGUUACUUAGUGCGCGUCAUAUGUCUAUCUCUCAUAUGCAUCUUCUCUCAUCAAUGUAAUUUUCUCCUCCUUGUGUCGUUUU